Messenger RNA from Thrips palmi, 1317 nucleotides. It is a transcript of the gene viaf, whose product is annotated as viral IAP-associated factor homolog. Bases 201 to 905 code for a protein of 234 amino acids. Gene Ontology annotation, biological process: protein folding. NCBI's taxonomy places the organism in Eukaryota, Metazoa, Arthropoda, Insecta, Thysanoptera, Thripidae. Gene Ontology annotation, cellular component: cytoplasm. The transcript is spliced from 5 exons. The record is from RefSeq and is a predicted model, not a curated record.
ACCACUAUGAGAAAUUUAUAUGAGGAGUGAUUUCUUUGGUUAGCAGACGAGCCCGUCAACAUUAAAUUUAGCCUUCACCGUGUUUUUGGCAAAUUAAUUUGUUCAAAUUCAGUACGUGACGGUUGGAAUAAGCUGUGAUACAUUCUGCCAUUGAAGUGAACCUUCGUGCUUCGACGGACAAGCAGCGUCAGUGAAUUAAAAUGCAGGACCCCAAUGAAGACACAGAAUGGAAUGACAUCCUCCGAUCGAAAGGAAUCUUACCUCAGAAAGAGAAAGAAGUGACAGAAGAUGACAUUGUUAAUUUGGUUGAACAAACUGUCAAAGCAAAACUGGGCAAUGGUGAGAAGGCAAUUGAAGACCGCGAUUUGGAUGAACUAGAUGAGCUUGAAGAUGAAGAAGAUGAUGCUGUCUUGGAAGAGUACCGUCGGAAGCGUAUUGCUGAGAUAAAAGCUCUUGCUCAAAGAUCGAAGUUUGGAGCAGUACGGGAAAUCAGUGCAGUUGAUUAUGUUUCUGAGGUGAACAGCGCAGGUGAAGGUAUAUGGGUGGUUUUGCAUCUCUAUAAACAAGGUAUUCCAUUAUGCGCCCUUCUCAACCAACACCUUGCAGAACUUGCAGCAAAAUUCCCUGCAACUAAAUUCUUAAAAAGCAUCUCUACAACAUGCAUCCCGAAUUAUCCUGACAAGAACUUGCCAACCAUGUUCAUCUACCAUGAAGGAGAGAUGAAGCAACAGCUUGUUGGUCCCAUUGCUUUCCGAGGGAUGGGCAUAACUGUUGAAGAAUUGGAGUGGAUGCUGGGUCAGACAGGUGCUGUCGAUUCAAAUAUAUCUGAAGAUCCUAAACCAAAGGUGCGUGAUGUUAUGUUCCAAUCCCUUCAAUCACAGAAAGAUGAAUGCAAUGACUGGUGAUACCAGUGGAUUUUGGAACUAUUAUUUUGAUCAAAGAUGCAUGUAUUAUAUGACAAAACAUUCACUGGGCUUCCAACCCAAUCAUGUCUAUUUUCUAUCAUAUUUUUUCUAACAUUAGUAUUUAUAUAACAUAAUAUUAUGAUAAAUUAUUGUUUUUCAUAUUGUUAUCUCAAUUCUUAGAGAUCUUUAUGAACUUGACUUGUUUUUAUAUUUUUAGCUCACACAGUAUUGUUAAAGGUGACACUCCUGAGUCUCAUUGUCAGCUCAACUUUUGUUAAAGUCUGUGUUCUCUUGAAACAAAAAUAAUCGCAGCUGCUCGGCUUUUCAGCAUAGCAACUUGAAAAGUGUUCCUAAAAAUAUAUGUUUGAUUCAUGCAAUAAAUUUGCAAAGACUGUUUUGCAACCAAUGCAUA